Camelina sativa (false flax) is the source of this 383-nucleotide messenger RNA. RefSeq names its product putative defensin-like protein 9. Lineage: Eukaryota; Viridiplantae; Streptophyta; Magnoliopsida; Brassicales; Brassicaceae. Gene Ontology annotation, biological process: defense response. The record is from RefSeq and is a predicted model, not a curated record.
AUGAAAGAUAACUCCAAGGUUGGUUGUCCAAACCGAAAGUUCUCUCGCUUAAUCAGUUAUCAAAGAAAAAGAAAAAUAAAGAGUUCUAUGCAGUUUAUCUCUACACUCUUCUUCCUAAUCCUACUUGUUGUCGGACCAGGUGUGAUGAAGAUGGUUGAAGGACAACCCCAAAUGUGCAAAACCAAAAGCAUCAACUUCACUGGAUUUUGCGAGAAAUGGAAAACUUGCAGGCGAGUGUGUAUGAGUGAAGGUUUCCCUGAUGAUAAAUGCACAGGAUUCGUUGACAGGAAAUGUUACUGCUUGAAGCCUUGUGCUAUGUAAUUCUACCUAAACAAAAUAUUAUACUGUUAUAAAUAUUUUAAUUUAUUUGUUCAAAAGAAAAA